Molecule: messenger RNA, 1611 nt
Organism: Populus nigra (black poplar)
Lineage: Eukaryota; Viridiplantae; Streptophyta; Magnoliopsida; Malpighiales; Salicaceae
Product: 8-hydroxygeraniol oxidoreductase-like
Exons: 7
Coding region: 225-1361 (378 amino acids)
Biological process (GO): formaldehyde catabolic process
Cellular component (GO): cytosol
Molecular function (GO): zinc ion binding; S-(hydroxymethyl)glutathione dehydrogenase [NAD(P)+] activity
Source: RefSeq, a predicted model, not a curated record
CAAUGCAUAAGACACAGAUAGAGGAGGGAGGAGUCCGAAUCCUAAAUUAAGGUCAGGAGAGGACCGGAGGAGUUGUCCCAUUCUACCCUUUUCUCUCUCUACAUUAGAUUUGUUAGUUGCCUGCACAGCAUAAGCAAAAGCAUUCCUCAGCAAUCCAUAUUCUAAAAUCAAAACUCCUACUUUAGAUUUGUUAGUUGCCUGCACUGCAUAAGCAUUCCUCGGCAAUGUCAAAGAGCCGCAGCUCACAGAUUAUAACAUGUAAAGCGGCAGUAAUAUGGGGAAGUGGGGAGCCAUUGAAGGUUGAAGAGAUACAAAUAGAACCACCAAAAUCAACUGAAGUUCGAGUGAGGAUGCUAUAUGCAAGCGUGUGUCACACUGAUGUCUUACGUGCCAGACGCAAAGGAGAUCCUGUUCCACUUUUUCCUCGAGUCCUGGGCCACGAAGGCGUUGGAACGGUGGAGAGCUUUGGGGAUGAAGUCAAUGGUCUUGAAGAAGGAGAUUAUGUGAUACCGACAAUGUUAGCAGAGUGUGAAGCCUGCGAGAAUUGUACAUCAGCGAACACCAAUUUAUGCCUGACAUACCCUUUAAGUCGUAGUGGUCUAAUGUUAGAUGGCACUUCAAGAAUGUCCAUCAAAGGGCAGAAGUUGUAUCACAUGUUUACUUGCUCCACCUGGUCCGAAUACAUGGUUAUUGAUUCCAAUUAUGUAAACAAGAUCGAUCCAAGCAUACCUCUGUCUCAUGCCAGUGUUUUAUCAUGUGGAUUUUCAACUGGAUUUGGAGCAGCUUGGAAGGAAGCUCAGGUUAAAAUGGGAUCAACUGUGGCUGUUUUAGGCCUUGGAGCUGUUGGACUCGGGGUCACAGAAGGAGCUCGAAUGCUAGGGGCAGCUAAGAUAAUCGGCGUUGAUAAGAAUAGCAUGAAAAAAGACAAGGGGCUAGCUUUUGGAAUGACCGAUUUCAUUAACCCUGAUGAGUGUUCGGAUAAAUCUAUUUCACAAAUGAUAAAAGACCUGACUGGUGGAAUGGGAGUGGAUUAUUGCUUUGAGUGCGUUGGUGCCGAGUCCUUGAUUAAUCAAGCCAUCCAAGCCACAAAAGAGGGAAAAGGAAAAGCAAUUGUUAUAGGCGGAGGAAUCAGCAGCGUAAAGAUCGAUUACUUUCCUCUUUUGAGUGGAAGAACCCUAAAGGGGUCCAUUUUUGGAGGGCUCAAAGUAAAAUCUGAUCUUCCCAUCCUCAUGGAGAAAUGCAAAAAUAAGGAAUUCGAUCUUGAUGAACUCUUGACUCAUGAAGUUACAUUACAAGAUAUCGAGAAAGCAUUUGAGCUGUUAAAGCAACCAGAUUGUGUGAAGGUGCUCAUCAAGAUUUGAUUGAUUAAGCUGCUAAUAAAGCCUGGCCAUGUUUAUGUCUAAGUAAAAAAAAAAUAGCUCAUAAAACAGCAUCUGAAAUAAAGUUGCCAGGAUUAGAAAACAUGCUCACGAAGUCUAGCAAGAUGUACGCCCGAGUACUGAAUAUCGAUGGAUCGAAUAGUUUCAAGCUUUGCUACUUCUCAAGAACAAUUCGGGCAUAAUUUGUUGAAGUUGAUGAAAAAGUGAUUUUGAUUUGGCAGGUGCUCUAAAA